Molecule: messenger RNA, 890 nt
Organism: Arabidopsis arenosa
Lineage: Eukaryota; Viridiplantae; Streptophyta; Magnoliopsida; Brassicales; Brassicaceae
Source: the annotation of a GenBank genome assembly
AAUCGUAAGUUUUCGAAUCGGAGAAGCUAUCACAUUUAUUAGUAUCAGCUGCAUUAUUGGUAAUUAAAUCGAACUAGCAUCGAACCAAUGAACAAACACAAAUGCAAGCUUUGUUCCAAGAGUUUUUGUAAUGGCAGAGCACUUGGUGGUCACAUGAAGUCUCACUUGGUCUCUUCUCAGUCGUCGACUCGGAAGAAACUCGGUGACUCGGUCUAUUCUUCUUCUUCUUCCUCCGAUGGUAAAGCUCUCGUCUACGGGUUGCGAGAGAACCCAAGGAAGAGUUUCCGGGUCUUUAAUCCGGAUCCUGAGUCCUCCACCGUUUACAACAGUGAAACAGAGACCGAACCUGAGUCCGGAGACCCAGUUAAGAAACGGGUCAGAGCAAAUGUUUCAAAGAAGAAGAAGAAGACAAAGAGCAAGAGUAAGAAGCAGAAGACGAGUCACGAGUCACCAGAACCGGCGAGUUCUGUCUCUGAUGGUUCUCCUGAACAAGAUUUAGCUAUGUGUUUGAUGAUGCUCUCGAGAGAUUCAAGGGAGCUUGAGAUUAAACUGAAAAAACCAGAGGAGGAAGAUACAAAGCCGGAAAAAAGACAUUUCCCGGAGCUCCGCCGUUGUAUGAUAGAUCUGAAUCUUCCUCCGCCGCAAGACGCCGAAGCUGUCAGCGUCGUUUCAGCCAUAUAAAGGAUGAUUAUAGAUUGUUGGAUCUUUCUUUGUUAUGUCGUUUUGAUGAUAUUUGGAAUUCUUGAGAUGAUUCUUUUGCAUGAUCUUUGGAUCUUGGAUCUUUUAUUUUAUUAAUGUGUUUUUAAUGGAACUAUUUAAUUUCAACUACAUUUUUUUAUGACACAACUCACACAAGUGUGUGCUAUUUUUAAUAAUGUAAAUAUUAUUCU